Molecule: messenger RNA, 459 nt
Organism: Medioppia subpectinata
Lineage: Eukaryota; Metazoa; Arthropoda; Arachnida; Sarcoptiformes; Oppiidae
Source: the annotation of a GenBank genome assembly
GUUAUGAUAUAUUUAAUUGAAGGCGUUUUGCCGGAAAGCUAUUUCGCCAACAAUCUGAGGGGUCUGUCGGUCGAUAUGGCAGUGUUUCGGGACUUACUUCGGAUGCGGAUCUCAACUCUUGCCAAACACUUUGACAAACUGCAGUUCGCGGGUCAGGACCAGACCUCUGGACCCAGUUAUGAGCCGCCACUCAUCAACGUAUUCACAAUGCAAUGGUUUCUCACGCUAUUCACCAAUUGUUUGCCGAAGACAUCAGUACUGAGAAUAUGGGACUUAAUAUUCCUCGAAGGAAAUGAAGUGCUAUUGAGGGCUGCGCUCGCGAUCUGGGAUUGUUUGGCUGACCGAAUAUUGACUGUUGAGAGCGCCGAUGAAUUCUAUAGCAUAAUGGGUGUCCUCACCAGAGAGAUGAUGGAGUUUGGGGUCACAGAUACUAAUGAAUUGGUUAAGGUAUGUGUCAUA